CUCCCCAGAGACGCUCAUCCUACAGCCUCAGCUCGGGCCCAGCCUUCUCUCUCCAGCUGCCACCACAGCCUGGAGGCGCCUGCCUCCACCCUCCCGAAUGGUGCUCCUCCUAGCAGGCCUCGGUCCAGGAUCCAAGCCCCCUUUGCCCCCUGCCUUGGAGCUGUUGCUCCGGGUUUGUCACAGUGGACUCCCUGUGGCGGGAAGGGAAGAACUUUUGCACAGACAAGGCUUCAGCUCUAGGAACCCCACUGACAACUUGAAUCUCAACCUCUAACCUAGUGUGAGGUUCUUCCUGUGCCCACCUUUUCUGCCUUUUGAGAAGAGAAACUCUUCUCCUGGCCAUCUAGAGCCCAGGAAGCCCCAAGCUGGGGCCCUGGUCCCAGCAUGUCAGUCCUCUCUUGUGCAUAGGGCUCUGCCCUCCCCCUGUCAGCAUGGCUGAGCUCAGACAGGUUCCAGGAGGGCGGGAGACCCCACAGGGGGAGCUGCGGCCUGAAGUUGUAGAGGAUGAAGUCCCUAGGAGCCCAGUCGCAGAAGAGCCUGGAGGAGGUGGAAGCAGCAGCAGUGAGGCCAAAUUGUCCCCAAGAGAGGAGGAAGAACUGGAUCCUAGAAUACAGCUGAGUGCCAGGAGUCCCUGGUGAAGCAGGCCAAAUGGAAUGUGUUGCUGACUGCCCAAAACUGUCCCAGGUCCUCAGUGGAUUCCUGCUCAGCCUUUCCCUGGGUGUCGCCUAGUAGUAACAACUUAUGCUGAGCCAUCCAAUCCAUUGAUGAUCUUGUCAGGAGCUGGAAGUUGAUGACUGGAAGCAUUUGAGGCCAUGGAAUCCAGUGGGGAUCCCGUCUUGGACUUUGAUUUGCCACAUGAACAUUGCAGGGUGGCCUUUACCAACUGACCCCCCACAAUCAAUGUUUGUUGCAUUUCCAAUCCCUGUCCUUUUCCUACGUGGGCUGUGGUUUUCCUAGAUUACAGCACUUCUUUCUUUACUGAGAUGUCCUUCCAGUGGUGUCCUCAUUCCCAGGAGGGUGGUCACAGUGGAAGGAAAGUGAGAUCAAAGGUCGGUCCUGGAUCCAGACCCAAGUCUGUCACUAAUUUUCCGCCUGGUUGUUUCUCAUCUAUCAAAUGCAAAGUUGCUGAGAAAGAAUAUUCCAGCAGGAGGUGCUGAAAGAACUGGUCACUCGUCUCCCAGAUAGCCUAAAAGCCCCUGUAGGCCUCGUCAAGCCCCAGGAAGCUGGGCCCCCAGGGAGGAGGAGUUGGAGCACCUGAACCAGGCCAGCGAGGAGAUCAACCAGGUGGAACUACAGCUGGAUGAGGCCAGGACCACCUAUCGGAGGAUCCUACAGGAGUCGGCGAGGAAACUGAAUACACAGGGUUCCCACUUGGGGAGCUGCAUCGAGAAAGCCCGGCCCUACUAUGAGGCUCGGCGGCUGGCUAAGGAGGGGAAAAGGCUAGCAGCCUUUGGGAGUGCUGGAUUUCACACAUCUACCCUCCACUGGCAAAAUUUUUAUUUCUUCUAGUCCAUAUCCUUAUGAAAUAUUCUUUAUAGAAUGUUGCUUCCUUGGCAUUUAUCCUCAGCACAGUUUGGGAAAUGAAGCCGACAUUGCUAGCUCAGCAGGAGACACAGAAGGCAGCGCUGCGGUACGAGCGGGCCGUAAGCAUGCACAACGCUGCUCGAGAAAUGGUGUUUGUGGCUGAGCAGGGCGUCAUGGCUGACAAGAACCGACUGGACCCCACGUGGCAGGAGAUGCUGAACCAUGCUACCUGCAAGGUGAAUGAGGCGGAGGAAGAGCGGCUUCGAGGUGAGCGGGAGCACCAGCGAGUGACUCGGCUGUGCCAACAGGCUGAGGCUCGGGUCCAAGCCCUGCAGAAGACCCUCCGGAGGGCCAUCGGCAAGAGCCGCCCCUACUUUGAGCUCAAGGCCCAGUUCAGCCAGAUCCUGGAGGAGCACAAGGCCAAGGUGACAGAACUGGAGCAGCAGGUAGCUCAGGCCAAGACGCGCUACUCCGUGGCCCUUCGUAACCUGGAGCAGAUCAGCGAGCAGAUUCACGCACGGCGCCGCGGGGGUCUGCCUCCCCACCCCCUGGGCCCUCGGCGCUCCUCCCCCGUGGGGGCCGAGGCAGGACCCGAGGACAUGGAGGACGGAGACAGCGGGAUUGAGGGGGCCGAGGGUGCGGGGCUGGAGGAGGGCAGCAGCCUGGGGCCCGGCCCCGCCCCCGACACCGAUACCCUGAGUCUGCUGAGCCUGCGCACGGUGGCUUCAGACCUGCAGAAGUGCGACUCCGUGGAGCACUUGCGAGGCCUCUCGGACCACGUCAGUCUGGACGGCCAAGAGCUGGGAACGCGGAGUGGAGGGCGCCGGGGCAGCGACGGCGGAGCCCGUGGGGGUCGGCACCAGCGCAGCGUCAGCCUGUAGCCGAGGGGCCAGGGUUCCUGGCUUGAAUCUGCCACCACGGGCCGGUUGGGGCCCACAGUCUUCUCACGCCCUCUCCUCUGGGGCCUCGUCUUCCCGAAGGUCCCCUUCUCCAGUGCUUCCCUGGGAGAGGCCAGCUGUGUUCGAGUCCUCUGUGCCUGCCCUGGCGUUCUCACAGCCUCCCCCUUCCCCUCAGCAGGCGGCUCUCUUUGCCUUACCCAUUCAGAAGGCUCGCCCUCGGCGCUCUGUCUGCCUCUGCCUGCCAGCUCAUCACGAUCUGCAGGGCAUUGACCCUUUGCUUUCCCUUUCUGCUCCCUCUCUUUCCAUCUGUUUGGCUUUUUCCCUCAGGGAACUUGGUCUAGAAGGCACUGGGAAGCUCAUCAGAGAAAAUGGGUGCUGGGCCUGAGUACUCCCGUCGGAGGGGAUGGACAGUCACCCCUCCCGUUGGUUUCCAGCCCCGCCCCCCUUCCCAAGGCAACUCUGGAGGGUACCCUAGGUAUGCUGCUGAGCCCUGCCCCCCGUCCUGCUCCAGCCUGCCCGUGUGUAACCUGUAAGAUGUACUGUGUGCCUCCGGAAGACACCACCUUUCCCUUCAGCAUUCCCUUUCAUGACCUGAGGCACUCUGCGAUGUGUGCCCCAAAGCAGAACUUACAGGGCCUGCAGGAAGCUGGUGUCAGGGAGAGAAACCCAACCCCACUGUCAACAUAGGGAGCAUCACCAACUCCAGACUGGCUCCUGUGGGUAUGGUGUUUCCGCUGGGCUGGGUCCUCAACAUUGCCAAGGUGCUAGUGGGUCCCUAAGAGGGCCCAUGUUGGGGGUGAAGUCAUGAGGUCCUGAAGGCUUAGGCCCCUGUCAUUCCCACCCUCACUCUUGCUGCACAGUUGUGUUUACUUUUUCUGGGUAGAGGAUGCUGAACUGACUCAGCACCCUCCUGCAGGACGGGGUUAGGGAAUUUGGUGCUCAAUUGCUCUCCCUUGCUCUUCCCCAAACUGAAAAUACCUACUGCAGGAUCCCUCGGGGCACACUGAAGCUUGGCUGCCAACCCUCUUACUUCCUUUGUUACAGGGAGGGGUUGGCUUGGGGUGAAAAGUUCUGCCCUCCGCAGGGAGCAGCUCCAGCUGCCUGGCAGUGCUCCCAGUUUGUAGGGAAGCCACACCAGAUCUGGGUGCCUUGGGAGAACCAGUCCUUCCUUUUGACCCACCCCAGGAAGAUGGAGUGCUCUUUUCUAGGCCCAUGUUCUGCCAGCAACCGGGAUGCGUGGGCAACUGGACUCUGCACGGGGGUCUACAGGUUGAGGGAGGUUGGUCACAAUGAGAACCUCGGGGUUUGAGGUGGCCAUGGGCAGACAGCCGAAAGGGAGGGAGGGUGUGGGUGUGCGUGUGUGCAUGUGCUGGUGUGUAAGGGGGAAAGGGUCUUUCCUGGUUUUAUUUAAAUAAAGUAGUUUAUGUAACAGUUAA
Homo sapiens (human) is the source of this 3859-nucleotide messenger RNA. It is a transcript of the gene SH3BP5L, whose product is annotated as SH3 binding domain protein 5 like. Gene Ontology annotation, biological process: intracellular signal transduction. Bases 1581 to 2405 code for a protein of 274 amino acids. The record is from RefSeq and is marked validated. The transcript has 9 exons. Lineage: Eukaryota; Metazoa; Chordata; Mammalia; Primates; Hominidae.